CAUAAAUGCUCUUUGCUCUCUUACACACUCACAUUUCUUCCAAUUCUUCAAUUUUCACCUCGAACUUUAAAUGCUUCCAUAGUUCUUUCUUUCAAUGUACUGUUAUUUAUUGUUUGUUUUCUUCCCUCAAUGACACAAUAGUUUAUAAUGUCUCAGUGGAACUCAACUACAUAAAAGAGGCUUUUGCACACUUGAAGUUUUCUAUAUAUAUUAACACUUUCUUUUUCAUCUCUACCUUCUAAAUCACUGUGUUCCUCUACUUUCUAAACCAAAUAGUUUCAGGGGUGUCAUGGAGUUAUUAAGUAUCUGUGUGACCCUUCUGUGACAAGGCUUAAACCGGUUCUUGUUGCAUGCAUCGAAAGAGUUUAAAAAGCAAAGAGAAACUACCAAAAAGAUGGAAGAUUUUUGGAGCAUGAUUUGUGGGAAUUCUGUUUGUUCAAAGACUGUAGGAAAGCCUUUCUAUUAUGAUUUCAAGUUUUUGACAGAUCCUUCUGCAUGCAUCAACCAUUUAUUGAUCAUUUGCUUUGAUGUGUUACUGUUGAUCAUGCUGUCAUUCGCUAUGAUCCAGAAGUCUUUGUCAAGGCCAUGUCAUGGUCUAAUCCGAGUUGAAAGAUAUUCAAAUUUGCAGCUAUUUUCUUCCAUAGCCAGUGGUUCUCUUGGAUUGAUGCAUUUGUGCUUAGGCAUUUGGGUUUUAGAGGAGAAGUUAAGGAAAAACCAUACUACUUUUCCCAUUAAUUGGUGGUUGCUAGAACUCUUUCAGGGAUUCACAUGGUUGUUAGUAGGUUUAACUGUUAGUCUUCAGCUGAAACAACUCUCAAGGGUAUGGUUAUGGCUGUUCUCUAUACUUACAUUCUUCGUUUAUGGUAUUUUCUGUCUUCUUUCCAUGUCUUAUUCAAUUAGCAACAGAGAACUAUCCUUGAAGGUAGCUUUAGAUGUUCUAUGUUUUCCUGGAGCAUUUUUACUACUCUUAUGCACUUACAGAGUAUCUAAAUAUGAAGACACUAACAGAGAAACUAAUGAAGGCCUUUAUGCCCCUUUAAGUGACCAGUUCAAUGACGAUGAUCCUAAUAGGUGUGUGACUCCAUUUGCCAAUGCUGGAUUCUUUAGUAUGAUGUCCUUUUGGUGGUUGAAUCCACUUAUGAAAAAGGGUCAAGAGAAAACACUCGAGGAUGAGGAUAUCCCGAAGUUGCGGGAGUUAGAUCGAGCACAAAGUUGUUAUUUGUCGUUUGAAGAACAAUUGAACAAACAGAUAGAAAAAGACCCAUCAUCACAUGUAUCGAUUUUGUGGAUAAUAAUUUUGUGCCAUCGAAAAGAGAUUCUGAUAUCAGGACUCUUUGCAUUGCUUAAGGUACUGACUCUGUCUUCUGGUCCUCUACUUCUAAACGCCUUUAUAUUGAUUGCUGAGGGUAAUGAAAGUUUCAAAGAUGAGGGUUAUGUAUUGGUCUUAUCACUUUUCAUUAUAAAGAUCAUAGAGUCUUUAUCACAAAGGCAGUGGUAUUUCCGCAGUAGACUUGUUGGGAUGAAAGUUAGGUCACUGCUUACUGCAGCCAUUUAUAAAAAGUUGUUGAGGUUGUCCAAUGUUGCUAGAUUGACACACUCUAGUGGUGAGAUAAUGAAUUAUGUGACUGUGGAUGCUUAUAGAAUUGGAGAAUUCCCAUUUUGGUUCCACCAAACAUGGACAACAAGUGUCCAAAUAUGUAUUGCUUUAGUGGUACUUUUUCGUGCCAUUGGGAUCGCAACAAUCGCCUCGUUGGUGGUGAUUGUUCUCACUGUGCUAUGCAAUACUCCAAUAGCAAAGUUGCAACACAAGUUUCAGAGCGAACUUAUGGGGGCACAAGAUGAGAGAUUGAAGGCUAGUUCUGAGGCUCUUGUGAAUAUGAAAGUUCUUAAGCUAUAUGCUUGGGAAAACCAUUUUAAAAAAGCUAUAGAAAAGUUAAGAAAAGUGGAACUCAAAUUGUUGGCUGCAGUGCAACUAAGAAAGGCAUACAACAUAUUUAUCUUUUGGUCUUCGCCUGUUUUGGUCUCUGCUGCUUCCUUUGGGGUAUGUUACUUCCUGAAAAUUCCUUUGCAUGCAAAUAAUGUUUUCACUUUUGUGGCAACUUUACGGAUUGUGCAAGAGCCCAUUACAACCAUCCCAGAUGUAAUCGGGGUGGUCAUUCAAGCAAAGGUUGCAUUCACUCGGAUUAUUAAGUUCCUUGAGGCACCAGAACUACAAAGCGGAUAUUUUAGGAACAAGUGUUUUGUUAACAAUCUCAAAGACCCUAUUUUAAUCAAACAUGCCGAUUUUUCGUGGGAAGAUAGUGUGUCAAAGCCUACACUGAGGAACAUGAAUUUGGAGGUUAAACAUGGGCAAAAGGUGGCUAUUUGUGGAGAAGUUGGCUCAGGCAAAUCAACCCUCUUAUCAACAAUUCUUGGAGAAGUUCCUCUUAUAAAAGGAACGAUUGAAGUUUAUGGGAAGUUUGCUUAUGUUUCUCAAACAGCAUGGAUACAAACAGGUACCAUAAGGGAAAAUAUUUUGUUUGGAUCUGAUUUGGAUGCUGAAAGAUAUCAAGAAACACUCCAUAGAUCUUCACUAGUGAAGGACCUGAAGUUGUUUCCCUAUGGUGACCUAACCGAAAUAGGUGAGAGAGGAGUUAACCUAAGUGGAGGUCAGAAGCAGCGAAUUCAACUUGCACGUGCUCUUUAUCAGAAUGCUGAUGUAUAUCUCUUGGAUGAUCCAUUCAGUGCUGUUGAUGCACACACUGCCACAAAUUUGUUUAAUGAAUACAUCAUGGAAGGACUUAGAGAGAAAACUGUCUUACUCGUAACUCAUCAAGUUGACUUCCUCCCAGCAUUUGAUUUUGUUUUGCUAAUGUCAGAUGGGGAAAUCCUUGAAGCUGCUCCUUAUCAUCAUCUAUUGAGUUGGAGCAAAGAAUUCCAGAACCUCGUCAAUGCUCACAAGGAAACUGCUGGUUCUGACAACCUUAAGAAUGUUACAUCUUCCAAGAGACAUCCAACUUCUGCUGAAGAUAUUACACAAGCUUUCAUGAAGAAUCAGUUCCAUGAAGCACAUAGAAAUCAAUUAAUAAAGCAAGAAGAAAGAGAGACAGGAGACACAGGAUUCAAGCCUUACUUACAAUAUCUGAAUCAAUUGAAAUGCUAUGUGUACUUUUCUGUGGCUGCUCUUUGCCACCUUAUAUUUGUGAUUGGCCAGAUAUUGCAAAACUCGUGGUUGGCUACUAAUGUUGACAAUCCCCACGUCAGCAUGAUGCGAUUGAUUGUUGUUUACUUCUUGAUUGGAGUUAUUUCAAUACUUUUCAUGUUGAUCAGAAGUCUACUUCUUGUUUCUUUGGGUUUACAAUCAUCAAAGUAUCUUUUUUUACAGUUAAUGAACUCACUUUUUCGUGCACCAAUGUCAUUUUAUGACUCUACACCAUUGGGAAGGAUACUUAGUAGGGUCUCAUCAGAUCUAAGCAUUGUGGAUCUUGAUAUCCCUUUUAGCCUCACCUUUGUUGUGGGAGCUACCAUAAAUACUUAUUCAACUCUUACAGUUUUAGCAAUUGUCACUUGGCCAGUGUUGAUUAUCUCUACACCACUUGUUUAUAUUGCAAUUCGCUUGCAGAGGUACUACUUUGCCUCAGCUAAAGAAGUAAUGCGGAUGAACGGCACAACAAAAUCCUUCAUAGCUAAUCAUAUUGCUGAAAGUGUUGCUGGAGUAGUGACAAUAAGGGCUUUUGAGGAGGAAGAUCGUUUCUUUGCAAAGAAUCUUGAUUUAAUUGAUAUCAAUGCUAGUCCUUUCUUCCAUAGUUUUUCCUCAAAUGAGUGGUUGAUCCAACGUUUAGAAAUUGUAGCAGCAGUUGUUCUUGCCUCCGCGGCGCUUUGCAUGGUCUUGUUUCCACCUGGGACUUUCUCCUCUGGGUUUAUUGGCAUGGCUCUCUCUUAUGGCCUUACACUAAACUUUUCGUUAGUACUUUCAAUUCAAAGUCAAUGCACUCUUGCAAAUUAUAUAAUAUCUGUGGAGAGGCUAAAUCAAUAUAUGCACAUACAAAGUGAGGCCGCAGAAGUAAUAGAAGCAAAACGUCCUCCUUUGAAUUGGCCAAAUGAAGGUGAAGUAGAAAUAAAUGGCUUAAAGGUACGAUACAAGCUUGAUGGACCACUUAUACUCCAUGGAAUCACAUGCACAUUCAAAGCAGGCCACAAAACUGGAAUUGUUGGCAGGACAGGCAGUGGGAAAUCCACACUUAUAGGUGCUUUAUUUCGUCUUGUGGAGCCAGCUGGUGGAAAAAUUGUAGUUCAUGGCAUAGACAUCUCUUCUAUUGGCCUUCAUUAUUUGAGGUCACGUUUUGGUGUUAUACCUCAGGAUCCUACCCUUUUUAAUGGGUCAGUUAGAUACAAUCUGGACCCUCUAUCUCAACACUCUGAUCAAGAGAUAUGGGAGGUUCUCGGGAAGUGUCAGUUGCGAGAAGUUGUCCAAGAAAAAGAAGAGGGCCUAAACUCCUCAGUUGUUGAAGAUGGAUCAAACUGGAGCAUGGGACAAAGGCAACUAUUUUGUUUGGGGCGUGCUAUUUUGAGAAGUAGUAAGAUAUUGGUGCUGGAUGAAGCAACAGCAUCAAUUGAUAGCGCAACUGAUUUGAUUCUGCAGAAAACCAUUAGGACUGAAUUUGUUGAUUGUACUGUGAUCACAGUAGCACACAGAAUACCAACUGUGAUGGAUUGCACUAUGGUUCUUGCAAUCAGUGAUGGAAAAGUAGUCGAGUACGAUGAGCCAAAUGCCUUGAUGAAAAGAGAAGGAUCGUUGUUCAGACAACUUGUCCAAGAAUAUUGGUCUCAUUUUCAGUCUACAGAAUCACUUUGAUGCUCACUAAGUUGAUUUUAUUACCACCAGUGUUGUCUCUCUUUGGUAUUAGCAAAAUGUCAAGAAAGUGCGAUUAGAUGUAAAAUGGGUUUUGUUAGGAUAAAUUGUGAAUCUUGAGAGGUGGGAAUGAAAUAAGAAAAAGAAAAUAUGCAAUAGGAUUCAAACA
Cajanus cajan (pigeon pea) is the source of this 5000-nucleotide messenger RNA. RefSeq names its product ABC transporter C family member 10. The record is from RefSeq and is a predicted model, not a curated record. Gene Ontology annotation, biological process: transmembrane transport. Gene Ontology annotation, cellular component: membrane. Gene Ontology annotation, molecular function: ATP hydrolysis activity; ABC-type transporter activity; ATP binding. NCBI's taxonomy places the organism in Eukaryota, Viridiplantae, Streptophyta, Magnoliopsida, Fabales, Fabaceae.